AUGCCCUGCCAGGAAGGUGCUCACAGCAACCUUGUUCCAGCAGCUGCCAUGGCCAUCCUGAAACCCCCUGCAGCUGCUGGCCUGUGUCCCCAUACUAGUGCAGAAGGGCUGCUUGCUACGACGCAAAACACCUCCCUGGAGAUGAAACACCCAUUAGGACGUGAGAAUAUUACAGGGUAUGAUAUAUUUGCAUAUUCCUGGUGGAGGUUUAUGAAUGACUCAGCUGCACCACCACACUGGCUUGUGCAAUUCCCGAUGGUCAAGGCCACCGUGAGAGCCAUGGACACGAUCACAGACUACAUGAUGAAAACAAUGAAGAAAAACAUCACGCGGUUCACACUGACAGGUAUUUCCAUGGAUGGAUGGAUCACUUGGCUGACUGCAGCAGUUGACACUAGAGUUGUUGCAAUUAUUCCCAUUGGCAUGGAUUUUCUCAACCUCACAGAGAGUUUCCCCCAUCAAUACCGAGCCUAUUGUGGCUGGUCUUACAGGCUAAGAGCCUUCUAUGAGAUGAAUAUAACCCAAGAGUUGGACCACCCCCGUUUCAGUCUUCUGGCUUCUCAUUUGGACCCACUGGCAUACAAUGAGCGAUACACAAAUGUAUCCAAGUACAUAAUCAUUGGAUCAGGGGAUGAAGACUCGAUGCCUGACAACUCCCAUUAUUACUUUCCCUACCUAGAAGGAGAGAAGCAUCUCCACAUCAUCCCAAACGCUGAUUACAGAUUUGAGGGUUUAGAAACACUAUCAAAGCCAAUCCUCAUUUUCUAUACGCGGGUCAAAAAUAAUUAUCCACGUCCCUCGGUUUCUUGGCAUAGAACAAUGACAAAUACCACUGGAAUCAUCUAUUUCAAUUCAUCUCCGGAACCCUAUGACAUUUUCUCUUACCAUGCUGACACUGUUGGGGGAACCAGGCGAGACUUCAGAAUGAGGACAGGAGCUGGAAAUUCUUUUCGGAACAACAAUGUUAAAUGGACAAAGACCAAUGUUGAGCAUGUGAAAAGUCGUCAGUAUAAGAAGGAAUUAGACAUUCCAGCAGAGGGAUGGAGGGCCUUCUUCAUUCAGGCCAUCUUCCCAAUGGAUGUCAGUGGUGGGAAGUUGGUGUUUACAUCAGAAAUCCACAUCAUUCCAGACACUUUCCCGUGUCCUAAUUGCGAUGGAUGCCAGGGAACACUGGUCUGAAAACCUUCAAGAAACAACGAUGAAGCAAUUUGUUUUUCCUAAGGGAAUUUGGGUGGUGGUUUUAGAACUUAAGUGGUAUAACAAAGGAAAAGGUACAAGGUAGAAGUGUGCUGAAAAUGAAUCUCUAAUGUUAGAUAGCUUUGCUUUGGUUCUAAAAAAAACUGUGUUCUCAUCAUUAGAAUAUUAAGCUAAGAUUGAGAAGCCCUAGUUUCAAAUCCUCGCUGAGCUGAGUUUCAAAUGCUUGCUGGCCAUCUUGCAGCUUUAGCUUGGGGCUGAUACUCUCUCUCAGUUUAUCAAUCUUAGAGGGUUGUCAUGAAGAUAAAAAUGGGGGGUUGGACCGUACAUACUGUCCUGAGUUCACUGGAGAACAGGUGGGAUAAAAAAAUCACAAAAUAAGAGCAAAGACACUGCAGACAUUUGUCUGGGCAUAGAGAACUAUAAGGCUGAGAGAGUCAGAGUGUUGGAAAACUUCACUACAGAAAAUAAGACAGAUGAAUAAGAACUAAAAUGCUACUGAAAAAGCUCUUCACUGAGGCUGUUUUCUUUGUCUUUUCUGUCUUCCAUUUUUGCUAAGAAACAAACUACAUGAGAUACAAACAUAGCAAAUAGCAUGCAGGCAAUGGAGUUUCACACUUACCACACUGACAUUUUUAUCAUCUCAAUUCUACCUUCCCUGGGGCUGCAAUUGACCCCUCUGGAGCAAACAUCCAGGAUGCAGUCUAGGGUGACAAUGGAAAUACCCCCAAACCUUACUGAAAACAGUUUCUCUCAUAACAUGGCUCUAUUCUGAAAUGGACCAUACACAACCACAAUUGGCGACCCUACCCAUUUGAUCCUCACUUGCCUUGAAUGACACAAUCCACUAAGCAGCAGAGACAAAGUUGCCCAUCCCAAGCUGCAUAAAUGGGCCAAAGUUCAAAUUUCAGCUCCGACUCAGAUGCUUGAGGAAAUCUGUGUAACUUGCCACCUUGGGGACAUAGGAUUUUAAAAUGCAUCUUCUAUCUUGCUAGUAUGUUAUGGAAAAUUGCUAGCCAAAAUUAUAUUUACAUAAUUAUUCUUG
Eublepharis macularius is the source of this 2239-nucleotide messenger RNA. RefSeq names its product autocrine proliferation repressor protein A-like. Bases 1 to 1179 code for a protein of 392 amino acids. The record is from RefSeq and is a predicted model, not a curated record. Lineage: Eukaryota; Metazoa; Chordata; Lepidosauria; Squamata; Eublepharidae. The transcript has 11 exons.